Messenger RNA from Acanthisitta chloris (rifleman), 997 nucleotides. It is a transcript of the gene PSMG2, whose product is annotated as proteasome (prosome, macropain) assembly chaperone 2. Gene Ontology annotation, cellular component: nucleus; cytosol. The coding region runs from base 40 to 741 and encodes 233 amino acids. Gene Ontology annotation, biological process: proteasome assembly. The record is from RefSeq and is a predicted model, not a curated record. The transcript has 6 exons. NCBI's taxonomy places the organism in Eukaryota, Metazoa, Chordata, Aves, Passeriformes, Acanthisittidae.
CAGCCAGCAGUGUCGGUGGGAAAUGUUGGCCAACUGGCAAUGGAUCUAGUGAUUUCCACACUCAACAUGACUAAAGUUGGUUACUUCUACACGGACUGCCUGGUGCCAAUGGUUGGAAGUAAUCCAUAUGCCACAGCAGAGCAAAACUCAAUGGAGCUGAGUACCAAUGCUGAAGUGUAUUCCUCACCCUCAAAGAAACUUGUGGUUCUGCAGAUCAGAUCACCUUUUAUAAAGAACAAGUACAGGCCAUUCUGUCAAGCCCUGCUCUCUUGGGUGCAAAGCAGCAAAUGUGCCAGGGUUGUGCUCCUGUCUAGCAGCCACGCGUACCAGCGCGACGAUGAGCAGCUUCUCGGCACACCACUGCGCUACCUACUUACACCUGACCUUGAGAAAGCAGUAGGAGGCCUCAUGCAGGAGCUAAAGUGGAAAGAAAUGGAAAAAGUAGCAGCUUACCCUGGAAUAAAUGAUGCAGAAAAAGUUCUGCAUGUUCCUGGAGGUGGCAUCACAAAACUGUUGUUUACUGAGAGCUGUUCAAAGGGAAUCCAAAUGGCAGUUCUGCUGAAAUUUUGCUCAGAAGGAGACAACAUCCCUGAUGCAUUUGCUCUUGUUAACUAUCUUAAUGAAUGGCUCCAGCUAAUUAAAAGUGAAAGCAACAAUUCCACAGAUGCUCCUUCACAAUGGAAAAUACCAAGUUCUUGGCGCUUGCUUUUUGGCAAUGGCCUUCCACCUGCACUCUUCUGAUCACCUCUCAACUCUUCUGUGAGUCACCUGUGUGGGCUCAGACAUCCCUUGAGAAGGUGAUUACAUGGUAAUGGCCAAGCAACAGCUUUGUUGUCUGCAUAAAUUCUUUAUUUAAGAAAAAAAAUCCUUUCAUGUAUGGGGGUAGCUAUAGGAAUUGAGGUAACUUUCACAAAUUGACCAAAGAAGUAUGUUUUGUACAGUUGUUUAUUGAAUAACUUCAGUUGAAAGUUUUUCUAAUAAAAUAUUUUAUAAGAAA